ACUAUUGUGCUCGUGCACAGCGAUUUGUAUGAGCGUGAACGCGCGCCAAGAUAGUCCCAUUUCCUUCCCCGGGAGAGAGAACGGAGUGCGAUAAGCGACCGAGAGAGGGGAACGCGGAAACAGUUGGAGCGGUCCGCGAGAGAGGUACAACUACCGGUGACAGCGAUAAAUUCGAUCCCUAUACACACAUAUAUUGUUAGAAUUUUUUGGGCAAGUUGUCGGAUCAGAGGCUUUAACAAAAUAGUGGACAAGGGGAUUUUUCUUCUGUAUAGACACUAUCUUUUGGAUUCAGAAUGUCGGGCAGCAGGGAGGAGGAGCGGCGGAAACUAGCCGACAUAAUUAACCACUGGAACGCCAACCGGCUCGACCUGUUCGAGAUCAGCCAACCUACCGAGGACCUGGAAUUCCACGGCGUGAUGCGUUUCUACUUCCAGGACCGUGUGGCGGGGAACUUUGCCACCAAGUGUAUCCGGGUGUCCUCCACUGCCACCACACAGGAUGUCAUCGAGACGCUGGCUGAGAAGUUCCGUCCCGACAUGAGGAUGCUUUCCUCGCCCAAAUACUCGCUCUACGAGGUCCAUGUUAGCGGGGAAGAACGGAAGCUGGACCUGGAUGAGAAGCCCUUGGUGGUGCAGCUCAACUGGAACAAAGACGACCGGGAGGGGCGCUUCGUCCUCAAGAACGAGAACGACAUCAUGCCCAAGAAGGCGCAGAGCAACGGGCCAGACAGGGAGAAAGAGGGCGUAAUGCAGAACUUCAAGCGGACUCUGUCCAAGAAAGAGAAGAAAAAGGAGAAGAAGAGGGAGAAGGAGGACCUUGCUUAUAUCCCGGACGGGGACACUCUGAACAGAGAAGAUGGGGAGAACUCGAGGCUGGCGGCAGAGGUGUACAAGGACAUGCCAGAAAACAGCUUCACCAGGACCAUCUCCAACCCUGAGGUGGUGAUGAAGAGGAGGCGGCAGCAGAAACUGGAGAAGAGGAUGCAAGAGUUCCGCAGCAGCGACGGCAGGCCUGACUCGGGUGGGACUCUGAGGAUCUACGCAGACAGUCUGAAGCCCAACAUCCCCUAUAAGACCAUCCUGCUGUCCACUACAGACAUGGCAGACUUUGCCGUGGUCGAGGCCCUGGAGAAGUAUGGCCUUGAGAAGGAGAAUCCCCGGGAUUACUGCAUCGCCCGGCACACAGAUGACAAGUCUGGGAAGGAGGUCAUCCUGGACGAUACAGAGUGUCCUCUUCAGAUCUUCAGAGACUGGCCCAGCGACAGAGGGGCCCUAGUGUUCCAGCUGAAGAAGAGACCGCCAGACUAUGUGCCUAAGAAGGGUCGUAAACCAGAUGACAAGGGCCCAAGAGGGAAGGUCAUGGAUGGGCCCCUGCACGGGUCUCUAGCACCAGAAAAACUGCCUUACCUGGUGGAGCUUAGCCCAGGGAGGGGGAAUCACUGUGGCUACUACGCCUAUCGGCACCACGAAGAUGGCUCCGACUCCAGGGACAAACCAAAGCUCUACCGCCUGCAGCACAGUGUCACCGAGGUGGGCUCAGACAGCACUGAUGACGGCUCCAUCCAGCUGUUUGGUCCGGGUAUCCUGCCUCGCCACUGCAACCUGAUGCACAGCGAGGGCCUGGUCACGGUGACUCCCCACAGCCUGGAGGCCGAGACCUACGUGGACGGCCAGCGUGUGACCGAGACCGCCGUGCUGCGAAGUGGAGCCACGCUGCAGUUCGGCGCCUCCCACGUCUUUAAGUUUGUGGACCCCAGCUACGACCACAGCUUGGUCAAGGGAGGACCCGGGCCCAUGAUGAGAAGCAGGCACAAGUCAGGGAGUGUGCCGGAGGCCAACUUUGACCCGCAAGGUGACAUCACGGGUAGGACAGCCCUCCCCACUAGUAAGAGCUCGGGGAAGCUGGAGAUGGAGCGCUCAGCCAAUGGCAGCGAGAGGGGCAUGGUCAAGCCCAUGAUCCGCGGAGAACAGCAGGACGGCAGCAGGUCCCAGGACAGCCUGAGCCCCGAACUGACGCUGCCGGCCAGCAUCGAGUUUAGAGACAACUCCGAAGAUGCCUUCCUGUCAGCCAUUAUUAACUACACCAACAGCUCCACUGUGCACUUCAAGUUGUCCCCCACCUACGUGCUGUACAUGACCUGUCGCUACGUCAUGUCCAGUCACUACCGGCCUGACAUCAGCCCCUCAGAACGCACCCACAAGGUCAUAGCCAUCGUCAACAAGAUGGUGAGCAUGAUGGAAGGAGUCAUCCAGGAGAUCCCUGAUGGUGACCAGAAGCAGAAGAACAUCGCGGGGGCCCUGGCCUUCUGGAUGGCCAAUGCCUCGGAGCUGCUCAACUUCAUCAAACAGGACAAGGACCUGUCGCGGGUCACACUGGAUGCCCAGGACCUGCUGGCUCACCUCGUCCAGAUGGCCUUUAAGUAUUUGGUCCACUGUCUGCAGUCUGACCUGAAUAACUAUAUGCCUGCCUUCCUGGACGACCCAGAGGAACAGAACCCUCAGAGGCCCAAAAUAGAGGACGUUCUGCACACCCUGACGGGCGCCAUGUCACUGCUGCGUCGUUGCCGUGUCAACGCGGCACUGACCAUCCAGCUGUUCUCCCAGCUCUUCCACUUCAUCAACAUGUGGCUGUUCAACAAGCUGGUGACGGAGGCCGACUCUGGGCUGUGUUCACACUACUGGGGCGCCAUCCUCCGCCAGCAGCUCAGCCACAUCGAGGCCUGGGCAGAGAAACAGGGUCUGGAGCUGGCCGCAGACUGCCACCUCAGUCGCAUCGUCCAGGCUACAACUCUCCUCACCAUGGACAAGUACUCCAUGCAGGACGUGCAGAACAUCCACAACACCUGCUUCAAGCUCAACUCCCUGCAGCUCAACGCUCUGAUGAGUAACUACCACUGCGCCCCCGACGAGCCUUACAUACCCCCGGAGCUGAUAGAUCAUGUGGUCGCCGUGGCGGAGAACACGGCAGAUGAGCUGGCCCGUAGCGACGGCCGAGAAGUCCAGCUGGAGGAGGACCCUGACCUGCAGCUGCCCUUCCUUCUGCCUGAGGACGGCUACUCCUGUGAUGUUGUGCGCAACAUUCCCAACGGAUUCCAGGAGUUCCUGGACCCCCUCUGUCAGCGAGGAUUCUGUCGACUGACCCCUCACCCACGCUCCCCUGGGACCUGGACCGUCCACUUCGAGGGUGCCGACUGUGACAGCCACUUCUCCGCUGACACCUCUGACCUGCCAAUGCGUAAGGAGCCGGAGGUUGUCACUGUCACCCUGAAGAAGCACAAUGGAAUGGGCCUCAGCAUCGUGGCUGCCAAGGGUGCUGGGCAGGACAAGCUUGGGAUCUACAUCAAGUCUGUAGUCAAGGGAGGCGCGGCCGACAUGGACGGUCGUCUUGCUGCAGGGGACCAGCUGCUGAGUGUUGAUGGUCGUAGUCUUGUUGGCCUCUCCCAGGAGAGGGCUGCAGAGCUGAUGACCAGGACAGGCUCGGUGGUGACACUGGAGGUGGCCAAGCAGGGAGCCAUCUACCACGGCCUGGCCACACUCCUUAACCAGCCUUCACCUAUGAUGCCCAGAGCUUCACAGGGUGGACGCGACAAAAACGGUAAACUGAGACCAAAGAGCGAAGGCUUUGAACUGUAUAACAACUCUGUCCAGAACGGCUCUCCAGAGAGCCCCCAGGGCGAUUGGCAGGCCUACCCAGAACCAAAGAUGAGCGGGGAGGACCGGCUACUGAAAAACCGGGCCGACCAUCGUUCCAGCCCCAACGUGGCCAACCAGAGCCAGAGCCCGGGACCAAAAGCAGUCUACCCGGGAGGACCUGGGACCAAGAUCACCUCCGUCUCCACGGGCAACCUGUGUGCUGAUGAGGAGGCCUCCCCGCCCCGCCCAGAGGCCUACCCCAUCCCUACCCAGACCUACCCCCGGGAAUACUUCACCAUCCCGGCCUCCAAGUCCACGGACCGGAUGGGUCCAGCACAGGGGCAGUUAUACGCUGAUGACAGGGGUCCCCAUGGCCCCAUGGAGGACCAACACAACAUGGCCAUGCAGCGGGUGACUCACUCCCAGGAGGAGCUCUGUGACCUCCCGGGGGGCUACCCUCCAGCCGGCCUCCGUCCCGAGGACCUGGUCCACCUGCAGCAGAGGGAGGUUGACUGCCAGCGAGGCGGCGGGGAGCACUGGGGCAACCACCACCAGGUCUCCUCCUCCGUGGAGUCCUCCACCUCCAGCCAGGAGCACCUCAACUACUCCUCCUGCUCCAGCAAGACCCAGGGCAACCACAAGAGUGGCCCGGGACGCUGGAAGACCCCCGGCCCUGGGCCCGGCCCUGUCGCCCCCCACCCGGGUCUCAUAGCCCAGCCCACACGCACGGACCUCCCUCCCCCUCCACCGCCCCCUCCCCCCGUACACUACCAGGAAUACGAUCCCCAGCCGGACCUGCCCUUACCCCCUCCUCCCUCAGCUACCCAGCAGCAAGCAGCCGCCGCCGACCGCAAGAAGCGCGAGGAGCAGCAGCGCUGGUAUGAGAAGGAGAAGGCCCGGUUAGAGGAGGAGCGGGAGAGGAAGAGGAGGGAGCAGGAAAGGAAGCUCGGGCAGAUCCGUAACCCAUCUGGGCCUGCGACCCACAACAACAACAACCACCAACACGGGGGCACGCUGCCCCCUCCCGCCCCACACCAGCAGAUGCCCGUCUCCCCCCAGGCCUCCAUGCCCACGCCGCAGGUGCCCCAGCCCUACCUCCACCAGCAGGCCCCGCCUCACCUGGCCACCAGGCCGGAGAAACUGUCCACCCUGCCCCGAGCUGCCACGCUCCCCCCCCAAGGCAACGCCGUGGACACGGUGAUCAGGGAGCUGCUCCCCCAGCAGCAGCCCCGCACCAUCGAGCGCCGCGACCUGCAGUACAUCACCAUAAGCAAGGAGGAGCUGUCGUCUAGCGACAGCCUGUCGCCGGACCCCUGGAAGAGGGACGCCCGGGAGAAGCUGGAGAAACAGCAGCAGCUGCACAUCGUGGACCUGCUGGACAAGGAGAUCCAGGACCUACAGGCCAAGCCGGAGCGCACGGCCGAGGAGAGCGACCGCCUCCGCAAGCUGAUGCUGGAGUGGCAGUUCCAGAAGAGGCUGCAGGAGUCCAAGCAGAGCGACGAGGAGGACGAGGAGGACGACGACGAGGACGUGGACACCAUGCUGAUCAUGCAGCGGCUGGAGGCAGAGAAGAGAGCACGGCAGACUGCUGUCCCUGCAAUCUCUGUUCUAGACUUGUUGCAGGACGAGGAGCGGCGGCGAAAGCAGCAGUUGGAGGAGAUCCGCAAGCGUGAAGCAGAGGAGCGGGCCAAGAAGGAGGAGGAGGAGGAGAGACGCUGGAGAGAGGAGGAGCGGGCCAGGCGAGAGGUUGAUGAGAAGAGGAGACAGGAAGAGGAGUACUACACACGCCUGGAAGAAGGGCGGCGCCGGCAGCACGAGGAGGCCGGGCGCAGGCUGCUGACGCCCGAUGAGCCUGGUCUGUACAGACCCCCCCUCCCCAGGGACUACCAGCCUCAGACCUCCCCUCCCCCCGCAUCCCCCUCCACUAACGCACCUCCACCCCCGCCUCAGAGAAACGCCUCCUACCUCAAAACCCAGGUCGUCUCCCCCGACACCUUGUACACUGCCAAGUUUGUGUCGUACAAUGACGAGGAGGAGGAUGACGCCGCAGGCCUAGCAGGUCAGGUUAAGCUCUCUGCCACCAGGAAGUCCUAUGGCGACCUCCCGCCCGCGCACAAGCCGCAGCCGCCCGCGCCUGCGCGCAAGCCCCGCCCCACGUCCGACGGGAUCUUUCUGUCCAGCUCAUUCCAGCCGCCGGCUGUCAAUGCCAACAGUACUGCAGGGCAGCCCCCUCCCCCUCCCAUCAAACCCAGCCUCAGCUUCAUCCCGACAGGCUCCUCUAAAGGAUUUAAUUCGUACACUGGAAACACAACAGCGGUUGUAGGGUCAGGAGAGGUUUACAAAGACCCGCGGGAAAAGUGGACGAAAGGUGGUCCAGAACAAGAAAACAGUAUAACCCCAGAGAGCAUGACCUUUAAGGAGCGACAGCGGCUCUUUUCCCAAGGCAAAGAAGUGUCCAACAAAGUCAAGGCUUCGAGAAAACUGAUGGAGCUGGAAAAUGAACUGAAUACAAAAUAGUAGAGUGGAGCCGUACCAACACAGACAGGACCACCAACACCUAACUGAGCAACGGGAAAGAGCCAGCUUUUGUUUUUCCAGUGACUGUCUCCCUUAUUGUUGUUUUUAUUGAGUAACUGGACCAUUACGAACGAUUUAGAUGUAUCAUUCAAUGCAAUAGGAGAGACGUUUAUUUGCUUAAUUUCCCUCUAAACUAUCAAAGAUAUUAUGAUAAAGCACUGUACAAAUGUUUUAAUUAUACUAGUAAGACACAUUUGAAAUCACAUGAAGGGGGGGAUAUAUUUUUGUUUGUGAAAUGGUUCUUGGGUCAGAGGAAACAAUUUGAUCAUUUUAAUAUUUUUUUUUUUAAAGCUUACUGUAAUGUGGAUUAUUUUAUGGUGUUAUUUUAUGCUCUUUCUGCAUUACAUAUUUUCACACUUUUAAUUUUUUCUUGUUGAAAUAAAUGCCCACCCUCACAAGACCAGUCUUAUUAAACUUCUUCCUACACUACUCAGUGAUUCAAACAAAUUGAUGUUGUCCAUUCUGGUUUGCAAUGCACUGUAUAUUCUUUAUUCCUUAUAAUGUGGGUUUAGUUUUAACUAGGCACCAUUGGAAGAUGCCAUGAUUCCACAUAUGUAAACUGGUUUACUAAGUCCUGCUAGGGACCCAUUUGAGUGCGCACCCUCACUGUAAAUAUCUCUCCCGUUCCAAACACAACUCUUCUUAAUAGUAGCAGUUUGCUAAUCUGUUGUUAUCCAAGAGGGCAUUUUCUACGUGUGAUGUACAGUAGAGAAUUGAAACAAUGAAAGGCCACUUUUGAUGCUCACUGUCAAUGUGGGGGGAAGAGGGGGGGGGGGGCGUGGUGGUUAUCAUUUCUAAAUGUUUUCUACCCACCCCCAACACACCAUCUUUAGUAUUGAUUUUGUUUGAAUUGAAUAGUCAUUUGCAGAGUUGUGUGAAAUUUAACCAGUUGUAUACAUUGCCAGUAUGAGGAACGAGAAAGCGUACCAUGAUGGAAAAUUACUUCAAUUUCAGUUCAAAUUAUAAUAAAAAUCUAAAGAAAAGAACCUUGUUUGCAUACCAGGUAUUUAUUUGAACCGCCUGUAAUGAAUGUGCACAGAUUGAGUUAAUCUGAGCAUCCUGUUGAACAUGUACAACAUGGAAACAGCUUCGGAUGUGAACGUGUUCAGUAGACUUCUCAUGGUAUUUCUUUUAAGGAUUUGGGCAGUAUUCUAUUUCCAUAUGUAUGUCAUCCCUCCAAUCUUAACCCCUUCAUCUCUUUGUCCACGGCAUUAUGACUGCAAUUUGUGUAUAAAUAAAGACGUGUUUGAGGGGAGGAGAUGGUAAAGGUGUCAA
Molecule: messenger RNA, 7484 nt
Organism: Esox lucius (northern pike)
Lineage: Eukaryota; Metazoa; Chordata; Actinopteri; Esociformes; Esocidae
Gene: afdna
Product: afadin, adherens junction formation factor a
Exons: 35
Coding region: 294-6149 (1951 amino acids)
Biological process (GO): regulation of protein localization; signal transduction
Cellular component (GO): adherens junction
Molecular function (GO): cell adhesion molecule binding
Source: RefSeq, a predicted model, not a curated record